Dictyostelium discoideum AX4 is the source of this 375-nucleotide messenger RNA. RefSeq names its product erg28 family protein. The transcript has 2 exons. NCBI's taxonomy places the organism in Eukaryota, Evosea, Eumycetozoa, Dictyosteliales, Dictyosteliaceae. Bases 1 to 375 code for a protein of 124 amino acids. The record is from RefSeq and is a predicted model, not a curated record. Gene Ontology annotation, cellular component: membrane; endoplasmic reticulum membrane.
AUGCAAUUAUUACAAUAUUUUUUAUUUUUUAUUGGAUGUUUCAGAUUAUUUUGUUCUUUUAAAUUUUUAAUUAACCCUGUAUCCAUUUUUAGUUACGCAUAUCCAAAUGUAAAAAAAGAAGUAUUUUUAGGAUUAUUCUCAAGAAUUGCAUUUUUAUGGUUUUUUACAACUGGUUCAAUGGCUAUUGCAUGUUCACAAGAUAUUGAAAAUAAAACAUUAUUUUUCUUUACUUGGAUGACAUUUGUUUAUGGUUUGGGUCAUCAUGUUGUAGAAUAUUUAUAUUUUAGAACAACAGAAAUUAAAAAUAAUCUUGUUCAAUUUUCUUUAGCAUUUCCAUUAAUAAUAAUAAUGGGUUCAAUAAUGAUUUCUUGGUAA